Messenger RNA from Triticum turgidum subsp. durum (durum wheat), 258 nucleotides. The record is from the annotation of a GenBank genome assembly. NCBI's taxonomy places the organism in Eukaryota, Viridiplantae, Streptophyta, Magnoliopsida, Poales, Poaceae.
AUGCAUCUGAGCGAGAACGAGGGGAUCGAGGGCGUGCGGUUCGUGGUGACUGGCGGGCAGAGUAUCGUCCGCGCCGCGCUAUGCCUGGAGCUGAUUCGCCGCGGCGCCCUGGAGGUCUGCUCCCUCGACGGCUCGAUCUGUGCGAUUCCUCCUCUUGGUCCCAGCAGCUCCUCGACGCCGGCGUCCGCUUCUUCCAAGGUUCUCUCCCUCACUCUCUUUUGCUUAAAUUACUGUGGCUUUUUUCUUCUGUCGUCAUGA